AUGCCAGCACCAAAUUCCAGCAACAACCAAAGUCACGAUGUUGUAGGACACGACGAGUUCUACCUGGGGUACGUCAGCCAAUCCGUGCUGGACUUUGUGCUACUCGUCAACCUUGACCUUCUCUGCGGGGUCAUCGGUCUGCUGGGUAUCGCGGCGAACCUGGCCAACCUGAAGGUCUUCCUGCGCCAGGGGUUCAAGGACCAGGUCAACCUGACCCUCGCGGCCCUGGCGGUGAGUGACCUUGGGGCGCUGGUCACGCUGGAGGGGUACAACGUGCUGGUCAACCCCUGGCUGGCCAAGGCUGACCUGCCCUUCCUGCCUCUGGAGGUCCAGAGUCUGGCCGUCUUCUACCCCCACAACUAUUUCACACGUGUGCGAGGGUUCCUCACAGCAUUCAUCGCGUUUGAAAGAUGUCUAUGCGUGACUUUACCAUUAAAAGUCAAAACAAUUAUCACCCGAAAAGUCACGUUUUCGUAUAUUACAAUCAUAUAUUUUAUAAUGAUUAUAAACGUAUUUCCCAAUUAUUAUAUGACUUAUUACGACUGGAAAAAUGUUAAAAAUAGAACAGUUUGGGGAAUAUUCUACCGGCCCAACAAAGACGCCGUGUUUAAUAUUUCGUUUUUCGUGACGGAUUUCUUCAUUCCUCUGUUGUCGUUUUUCAUCGUCAUCAUCUGCACGGCAAUAACAGCGUGGACGCUGCGCAGCAAACUACAGUGGAGAAAAUCCGUUUCCAUGACGACGGACAAACCCGCCGCACCGCAAAAAGAGAUGAAAGUUGUGCGCAUGAUCACGGUCGUGUCCGCCAUCUUUAUCGUCUGCUUCCUGCCGUUCUCGAUGAUCCUGACGUCACGGGCCGUGGUGACGGAGAUGAAGAUUAACGGAAGGUUCUGGAACCUGGUGCUGCUAGUGGGGUCAGUGGCCUUUGUCCUGGAGACCAUCAACUGCAGCAUCAGCCUGCUGGUCUACUACAACAUGAGCACCAAGUUCAGGGAACACCUGCAGGCUCUAUGGAGAAACACAAGGCGACUCUAG
This is a messenger RNA of Physella acuta, 1032 nucleotides long. RefSeq names its product N-formyl peptide receptor 2-like. The record is from RefSeq and is a predicted model, not a curated record. Gene Ontology annotation, molecular function: G protein-coupled receptor activity. NCBI's taxonomy places the organism in Eukaryota, Metazoa, Mollusca, Gastropoda, Physidae. Gene Ontology annotation, biological process: G protein-coupled receptor signaling pathway. Gene Ontology annotation, cellular component: membrane.